GUUGAGAAUCAGAAGCUUUCACAUUUCCUAAAUUUUCCUGUAAACCAAACAAGGCCUCAAACCACUGACGCUGAGGUCUUUGGAGGUAGGGUUCAUGUUUCCUGCUCAUUGAGUAUCCCCCCCUUCUCUCCUGGUACUGAAUUUACGGAAGGCGCGUAUUAAAUUUUUGUCAAGUAAAAUAAGGUACGUCCAUUCAUGUCUCCCCCAUAGGUCUGUUCACUCUGGAAAUGUUUAAUUCUGAGGAAUUACUGUAUUUGUCAGUUCCAUGGCAGUGCUUCCCAUCUGGUGGCCUUAAUCCAGUGAUAAUAUAAGAAGAUAAUGAGAACUAUCAUGAGGAUAUGUUUUGUUAAUAAUCAAACUAGUAGGUGGAGAAGGUUUCUGAUAUAGCCUUUUGGGGAGUACACAUUAUUAGUAAAGAGAGAGUGAAAACUGCUAAAUAGCAGUGGAAAUUGGAUCACUACUUUGUGACUUAGGCAGGCAGCACAGAAUGGGAGAGAUGAUGAAUGAUACAUCUUAUACAGAAAUUUGGAUUUCUGUAUAACCUGCAUUAGAUUAGCCAAUAGCAAACUGGAGAAAGAGGGAGAGAGAAAAUAAUGCAUCAUGAAUGAAAAGUAAAAUUCUGAGCUCGAGCCAUUUGUAAACAGAGUGUUUGUAAAUUCUGACUUCAGCAUUUAUAGAAAAAAAGAGUUGGUCAGCAAGAUUUGAGUAGCUAUUGAAUGCAGGAAAAUGAUUGUGAUUAUUCAAAUUUAAACUAGAUAAUUGUUCAUAUUUUGAAUUCCUACUCUCAUUCUUGAAGAACGAACGUACAAUUCGAUAAGUAGCUAAAUUAAGGUUUUCAAAUUUCUAGAAUACAGUACAGAAGGAUAUGAAAGGAAUGGUUUUAUAGUUAUUUUGUAUAAGGUAGAAGAGGGGCAGGGGUGAGAAGGUGGAAUAUAUAUUAAUAAUGUGGACAGAAUUCUUUGUAGGAAUUGGGAGAUAUAUUUAUAAGCAUGACACUCAAUCACUGAACAGACAUUUCAAGCAUUUUUGUGUUUACCAAGUGCCAUCAAUGGCUGUAGGCAUUGGAGAUAGCGUAUGUGCAGGGGGUCUAAAGUUUUGACAUAGUAAAGAUGUUACUCAGGUCUUGACCUAAAUAGGUAGUAGCUGCUGUGUCCAUAACAGUGGUAAUUUUCUCUUGAUAUAUCCUCUGUUUGAUACAUCAGGUCAGGCCUUUUUCUAACAACUCCCUACCCCCAACCUUCCAUUUGCUCAAAAUAAUAGCCCGUUUGCACUGGGCUGGGCACUGGGAAUGGAAAGAGGUGCAAAAGCGUGGACUCUGAUCUCUUGAGUGAUUAAGCUGUGUGAACAUGCAACAGCCACGGAAAGGGGGUUCUCACUGAGCUGUCAGAGGUCGGUGGUCGGAGGGAAAAGAGCAGAGCCUGGCGUUUGGCUGGAGCUGGUAUGUCAGUGGGAGUUGGCCAUGUAGAGAUGCAGGGAGGAACAUUCUAGACUACGGGAAUGUGGCGAGACCCGAAGGAAGUCCAGUUUUACUGGUGAAAAGUGGUGGAAUUUAAGAUUGGAAAAGUAAGUUUGGGCCACAGGGAAUUAAAUGGUAGGUUAAGGAAUUGGAUUGGAGUUUUAUUAAUUCAGUGGUUAGAGAAGCGUUUUGGAGGCUUUGAAGUGGGAUUGAGGGGUUGGUGACGUUCAUUUACGUAACUCUUGAGUCAGUCAUCAUUCAACAAAUACUCAAAUAUUUAUGGAGCGUCUUCUAAGUGCCCGCCAUUGCUUUAGGCAUCCGGGAUGCCACGGAGUGGUAAACAAUAACAACUGCAAUAGCUCGCAUGUAUCGGAUGCUUCCUCUGGGUCAGGUGAGUACUCUCUGGGUGUUACGUUGCUGAAUUGUAACAACAACCCUCUAACGAUCACAAGUCUAAUCUAAUCCCCACUCUGUAGAUGAGGCCACUGCGGUGCAGAGACGGGAGCUCUUUGUCCAAGGUACUUCACUUAGUAAGUGGGCAGGAUUCAGUCUCCGGUGCCCUAACUUCACAGCUGUGCUCUCUCACCGUACACUAAAGUUUUAACAACACAGACAAGUUCAUGUGAACUACAUCGAAAGAUGGAUAUGUAGACACCAGCAGUAUAGCAUCAGAGAAACACUGAAGACAAUGUAGAUGGUCCCUGACUUAGGAUGGUUCAACUUAGAAUUUUUUGGUUUAGGAUGGGUUUAUCAGGAGUCAAAGAGCAUCUCAACUUAAGAUGGUACAACUUACAUUUUUGAGCUUUUAGGAUGGGUUUGUCUGUAUGUAAUCUUGUUAUACGUUGAGGAGCAGCUGUACAGGAUAGUAUGAGAGAGAAUGGGAAGGUCAGUGAAGGUGGAUGAGUAUAAGGUCAGUGAAGGUGAGUGAGUCAUGCAAAUCUAAGGGAAGAGCAUGCCAGGCAGAAGGAACAGGAAGUGCAAAAUCCCUGAGAUUGGAAUGAGGCUGGAGUGUUUGAGAAACAGAAGACCAGUAUGGCAUGUUCAGUUUGCAGGGAAUACAGUGCUUGAUGAACUCAAAGAUGUAGUCAGGACUUAGAUAAUGGGGGUCUUGUGGUCUGUUAUUAGGGUGAUUAUUUGUUUUAGUUUACAUUCAUUACCCUUUUACUUUCAAAAGUGUUCUGGAUUGGAUGUUAAAUUAUACGGUCAUCUUACUAAUACGCAUGGUCCUAGAUAAGCGAAAUGACUAAUAACCUUUUUCGGCCCCAGGUUUGUGGGCCAGACACACAGAUAAACGAGUGCAGUGGGUGAGACAAGAACUGCAUUUUAAGUCCACCAGGUCCUGUGGGAUCACAGAGUGGCAUCCGGCCUACGGAGUCGGGUGCUGUCAAAGAGUUUGUCUUAGAAAAGGACGUGUUGGAGAGGGGAAGACGUGAGGACAGAGAAAACUGCGGAAGCAUGAAAGACUGUGGCCAGUCCUGGGGCCUACAUGGCUGGAAGGUUGGGUUGGAAAGGGGAGGAAUGGAAGAGAGGACCCCAAGGGUACAAUCUGAGCCAUGAAAAACUUUGAAUGAUGUGAGAAGUUAGAGCUAGGCUAAAAGGAAUAAUGUGGAAACAGAGUGCAGGCUAGAAUUCAGUGAGGAGAGAAUUGUCUCUGUAGGAUAUAAUGAGACCUAAACUAGGAGAGGGACGUAGAAACUGAAUACAGAGGAGGAGAGAGUACAGAAGUAAGUUGCCCAGUGGGAGGAGGACUCAUGCCUGUUGGAAGGGGUAGGGAACAUCACUGCCUCAGGCAGUGAGUGGUCCUCAAACUUUAGCAGGCAUCGGAAUCACUAGAGAGUGUGUUAAAACAUAGAUUAAAAAAAAUUCGGUUUGGGCAUAUAGCAUUUUGUAGACCACAGGUAAGUCAAACGAAUGUGUCUAACAGGUAGGUGCAGGUCGGGAUAGAAAUCAGAAAUGGAUGCAGAGAGUGCAGGUCACUGGCAGGAGCAUGCUGUCUGCAGCCCAGGGAGCAGAUUGGUGUAUUGAGGGAGCAUGUGUGGAUGAGGAGGAAAAUGUGGGUAGAAACAACCAUGGAAAAUACCUUCUUUAAGGCACCAGGAGCGGGAGAGACGAAUUAAUGCAUAGGCAUAAGAAGUAAAAUGAUUUAGAGAAUGUUGACCUAUAGAAAACAGGGAGGAAAAUAAUUUAAGGGAAGGACCAUCAAAAAGUAUUUGAGAAAGAACUGAUUAGAAUGCAGGAUGGAGCAAGUGACUGCUCGGGUGUCGCCUGUGUGCUGAACUGACCAGGGGUACUUUGGUCGAGGGAGGGACUGCAGUAGAGUCUGCAUCGGCGUCCCGGUUAAUAUUAUGGCCCAGAAAAACUGGCUCCUCUGGUAAAGAAGUUCAGGCGGUGAACAGUUAUCUUCGCUCUGUGAAAAAUACAAAUAGAAGAGAAAGAGUUUUAUUAGAGAACUGUAACUAUCAAAGAGGAACUUAACCAUUUUUGGUUAUAUUUGUGCUACCACAAUUAGGUACCUCUCCCCCUCCCCUCCCCUCCCCACCACUGCUGUGCGUGAGACACACGUGCAUGUCUGUUUCCAAUCGAACUGUAAUUGUGUGGCUGUGAUAGCAUGUGACACUGUAUAUGCCAGAUACUGUAAUAUGUUUAUAACGUAUAUCGGGCAUUUUUGUGCACUUUGGCCUGAAGUCCAGUGAUUUGUAAAGCUGCAGAUGGAGAAACAGCUUAAUAUUUGAAGUUGGAAAAGAAAUUUUUAUCCUGAGAAUAUCAGGCAAUUUUUAGUUUUUGACACAUUCAUUUGGCUGAUGCAUAUUUAAAGGAAAAACGGAAUAGCAAAACUGUGCUCUCAGCAUUUCAGUUAUCUUAGUUUUUGCAAACGAGGUUCACCAUUUAAUUCCGGUUCAGCCCUUGAGGUCCCGAAGGUAACACUGGCGCAGCUUGAGCUCAGGGCUGGAGUCUCUCUGGAGAGGAAGAACUGACUUUCAGUUGCUUUGUCUGCUAAGACUCCUUAAUAUUUCAGGAUGAGAAAUGUCCUCAUUUCUGCGCCAUUGUGAACCCCCUUCCGGGCUCCCCGGCCUGCCCAGCAUUUCCCGGGGUUGCUCCCCAGAAGCGUCCAAACGUGCUGAUAGGGAGACCUGAUCCAGUCCGCCGAAUGCAAGAACUGGCACACUGAAACUUGAGGGAAAAAAUUAACUCUACAUUAUCUAAUUAGGUUCAUAGAAUUGCUGCGGAGCAGCCUGGUUUCCCAAAUCUAGAAGGUACAAUUAACUGCAGUAUUACAUCAAUACCAACUAGUCUGCUAAUAGGCUUCUAAGCAGAGCAAUUGGAAUUUGUUAUUACCAAGAAAAUUUUAAGCUGGAUGAAUUAAAAUUAAGUCACACACUAUUGGGAGCCAUUCUGUAUGAGAAUAAAAUAGAUGACCUAAUCGUUCUUUUUCAUCUUUAAUUUUUAUUGAGUCCCAGGGUUUAGGAAGACAUUUGGGCCUCAAGAGGCAUGCUGCUCUCUUCAAUAGUCUGCUUACAUGCUUAAUGAUCAUCUGGCUUAAGGGUGAUUUGGCAUUUGUAGUUCUAAACUUUAUGAAAUUAUUUUAUGUGCUUUAGUGCUUAAGUAUUGAGUUACUUACUGUGAAAAUUAUGUAUUCACUGUUCGUGUGUACGUUAUUUAAAAAAAGUUAGUAUUAAAGAAUAUGUCUUAAAUAGACAUUAACUAAGAAACUCCCCCCAAAUUUUGGGGGUGAGGAUCCCUUUUAAGAGAAUGUGGGUAUAUCUGCAUUUCUAUUUAUCAAACUGUUUGUAAUUUUCCUUUGACUUCUGAUUUUCCUUUUAAUAAAUACACCAAAGGAAAAAAGCCCGAUGAGACACUCUCUUCAACGUGAGCAAGGUUUGCAAGUGGCCCUUCACAACUAUGCAAAUGCCUAACUCCUCCUCCAGCUGGAACCCUGGAUUCAAAACCAACCCGUUGAAACAGUAAGGAAGACAGAGAUGUCAAUAACCCCAUGCCUAACCGAGGAGGCAAUGGACUAGCUCCCGGGGAGGACAGAUUCAAACCUGUGGUACCAUGGCCUCAUGUUGAAGGAGUAGAAGUGGACUUAGAGUCUAUCAGAAGAAAAAACAAGGCCAAAAAUGAACAGGAGCACCCUGCUGGAGGAGAUUCCCAGAGAGACAUAAUGCAGAGGCAGUAUCUCACUUUUAAGCCUCAGACGUUUACCUACCGUGAUCCUGUGCUACGCCCAGGAGUCCUUGGUAACUUUGAACCCAAAGAGCCUGAGCCUCACGGAGUGGUCGGUGGCCCUGGAGAGAAUGCCAAGCCAUUGGUCUUGGGACCAGAAUUCAAACCUGAAGUCCAAGCCAGCAUUAAAGAGUUUGGAUUUAACAUGGUGGCGAGCGACAUGAUCUCACUGGACCGCAGCGUGGGUGACCUGCGUCAAGAAGAAUGCAAGUAUUGGCAUUAUGAUGAAAACCUGCUCACUUCGAGUGUUGUCAUUGUGUUCCAUAAUGAAGGCUGGUCAACCCUCAUGAGAACAGUCCACAGUGUGAUUAAAAGGACUCCAAGGAAAUAUUUAGCAGAAAUUGUGUUAAUCGAUGACUUCAGUAAUAAAGAACACUUAAAAGAGAAACUGGAUGAAUAUAUUAAGCUGUGGAAUGGCCUCGUAAAGGUAUUUCGAAAUGAGAGAAGAGAAGGUUUGAUUCAAGCACGAAGCAUUGGUGCUCAGAAGGCUAAACUUGGACAGGUUUUGAUAUACCUUGAUGCCCACUGUGAGGUGGCAGUUAACUGGUAUGCACCACUUGUAGCUCCCAUUUCUAAGGACAGAACUACAUGUACUGUGCCCCUAAUAGAUUACAUAGAUGGGAAUGAUUAUUCCAUUGAACCACAGCAAGGUGGGGAUGAAGAUGGUUUUGCCAGAGGGGCCUGGGACUGGAGUUUACUGUGGAAACGUAUUCCUCUAAGCCACAAGGAAAAGGCCAAAAGAAAACAUAAAACUGAACCUUAUCGGUCCCCAGCCAUGGCUGGGGGAUUAUUUGCCAUUGAACGAGAAUUCUUCUUUGAACUGGGUCUCUAUGAUCCAGGUCUCCAGAUUUGGGGUGGUGAAAACUUUGAGAUCUCAUACAAGAUAUGGCAGUGUGGAGGCAAGUUAUUGUUUGUCCCUUGUUCUCGUGUGGGACACAUCUACCGUCUUGACGGCUGGCAAGGGAAUCCCCCACCUGUUUCUGUUGGCUCUUCUCCAACUCUAAAGAAUUAUGUUAGGGUUGUCGAGGUCUGGUGGGAUGAAUACAAAGACUACUUCUACGCCAGUCGUCCUGAAUCAAAGGCACUGCCAUACGGGGAUAUAUCGGAGCUGAAAAAAUUUCGAGAAGAUCACAACUGCAAAAGUUUCAAGUGGUUCAUGGAAGAAAUAGCUUAUGAUAUCCCCUUACACUACCCUCUGCCACCCAAAAAUGUUGACUGGGGAGAAAUCAGAGGCUUUGAAACUGCUUACUGCAUUGAUAGUAUGGGGAAAACAAAUGGAGGCUUUGUUGAACUAGGACCCUGCCACAGGAUGGGAGGGAAUCAGCUUUUCAGAAUCAAUGAAGCAAAUCAACUCAUGCAGUAUGACCAGUGUUUGACAAAGGAGACUGAUGGAUCAAAAGUUAUGAUCACGCACUGUAAUCUAAAUGGAUUUAAGGAAUGGCAGUACUUCAAGAACCUGCACAGAUUUACUCACAUUCCUUCAGGAAAGUGCUUAGAUCGCUCAGAGGUCCUACAUCAAGUAUUCAUCUCCAAUUGUGACUCCAAUAAAAAGACUCAAAAGUGGGAAAUGAAUAAUAUUCAUAGUGUCUAGAAAGAAUAAAAGAAACCAAUAACCUACCUGCUGACAAGUAAAUUUAUACAGGACUGAAAACCGCCUGAAAUCUGCUGCAACUAUUAUUAUUAACUCUGUACAGCUCCAAACCCGGAACCUCCUGAUCAGUUUGAAGGACAUUGAUAAACUGUGAUUUUACAAUGACAUUAUCAUCUGCAGUUACUGUUUACAAAACUGCUUUUACCUUAAACUUUGUAGAUGUUUACAUCUUUUUUGUUUUGUUUUGUUUUUAGAUGAUGUCGGUAAUUUGUGCCUUUAGCUCUGUUUUAUUAGAAUAGAGUUAAAAGCAUGUUGUCUUCUUUGGGAUCACACUCAGGGUCUGAAAGGCAGUUUGAUUUUUUUUUUUUUUUUUUUUUAAACACACUUGAAAAAAGGUUGGAGUAACCAGACUUUCAUAUAUGACUUGGUAAUUAUCAACCUGUCGUGUCUUUAUUUAAUUUUACAUCUUUUUAAAGCACUGCCACAGGUUAUUAGCCAAGGUGGCCUUCCUUCACAGUCAUGCUGCUUUUUUGAAAGGUGAAUUUCAACACAUUUAGUGCCUCUUUCAUUUCUCAGUAUAUAUUUCAAGAGCUUUUGAUGAAAUUUGUAGGAUGGUAAUGAUGGAAUUGUCACCUGUAUGGGGAAUACUUUUACUACUCAGAAAUGAAUUUAUGUGCUGCCCUUUGCUAUGAGGUUGAAUGUUGUUUAGCUUAAGAAAAAAUAUGGAACAUCCCAAGGCUAUUCCAUAGGAUUUUAAGUUGUGUGGCAUUAUCUUCCUUACCUGCUGGCAUUCCCAAUGCCCUCUGUCUGUGCCAACAUCUAGGAUUGCAAAGGAAUCUUCUAACUAGAGAGAGAAACUGUCCACUAACAUUUGGGAUUUACUUUUCUUCAGUACCUGUCACUAUAGAAAACUAUAAAUAAUUCUCAAUUUUGCAACUUGAAAGGGGAGUAACAAAAAACAACAAAACACCAUUAUAAACAUGUUAAAAGUUUAUUCUGACUGAAGAAUUUUCAAGCCCUUAUUAGAUUAAGCCUUAUAAAACUCCUGUGCAUUAUAACCUAAGCUGUGCAACCUAUGAAUCCAAGAGUGAAUUGAUGUUUCAUUUUUAUCUUCAUCCAAAUGAAAUUCCCUGCAUGUUUUUAAAAUUAAAAAAAAAAAAGACUAUUUAAGGAUACAGUUCAUUGAAAAAUGUUGAAAUACUUAAUGUUAGAUUGGGUGUUAGUUCCCUAGUGUUUCUUAAUUUCUUUUUAGGAAUCAUAUUUUUUAUUAGUACUUUUCCAGUGAAAAGAUUUAUUUGGAUUUAAAUAAACAUUUAUUAAGAUAGUACCUACUAUAGGAGAACCAAAUAUUACAAAUGGCCAAUUAGAUUUUAAUUUCUAAAUAAGUAAUUUUUUAUCACCCAAAAGAUUAAAAUGCCUGAAUUUAGUGCUAAAUAAAACAAUGUGAUAUGGUAGGGAAUGGCAAGUAAAUUAAGCAUUAUUGAUCUUGUAAUCAUGAUGUCAUUACAAUGAAAGGAAUUCACAAACUACUGCCAGAGGGAAAUAUAUAUUUUUUUUAAUUUAAGAGGGAAAUAUUUUUACUUAAAGCUUAAAAAAGAAAAGAAAAAACUUACAUUUGUUUAAAAGAAAAGCCUACAAUUUGUUUCUUCCAAGCUUAGCUCUUAAAUUUGGAGAGUCAAAGUUAAACAUCCUCAACAGAGUUUUAUUUAUAAUUUUGAAUUGUCAAUUUGUAUUUUGCUACUGAUCUGUGAUCAACCAUUUUAACUUUCAUCUGUAAGGAUGUUUAAAAGGAAUACAUUUAUAUGCUUAUGUAAUUGUAAAAUAAAUCAACCAUAAAAAAGAAACUGAGAGAAUUGAUACUUGUGUGUUUGCAAGUAGGCUCCAUUUUCCAAGUUGAGUAGAUUAUAACCUUGUUAACUAUGCAUAGGCCUAAGAAAGGUGGCAAUGAACUGUGCAUGUAAAUUGUAAAUGGGUAUUUUGUGCAAUUCAUUAAGAUACUCUAUGAAUAUGAUUCUAUAUAUUGAAAUCAGAAACCUUACCAAACAAAAACAUCAGAAGCUGCUGCCAUAAUGACUAUUUUCUACGGUAGGCUGCUUUGGAAAUAAUUCCCAUAUCCUUGCUUUGUAAGUUGAUAAUAUCACUAUGCAUUUCUACACAUUUUAUAAAUUUGAUUUAUGCAGAUUUUGAUACACUGUAUGUUUCUGUAGAAAUUGUAUAAAUAUUCAAAAUUUUAUUAGGGUAAAUUUGAGAAGCUUAUGUAUAUCUUAAUUCUGGGUUGCUUGUUUUUUAGGUGAGAAAAAAUAAAAUAUUGUAUUUUAAU
Molecule: messenger RNA, 9591 nt
Organism: Microcebus murinus (gray mouse lemur)
Lineage: Eukaryota; Metazoa; Chordata; Mammalia; Primates; Cheirogaleidae
Gene: GALNT7
Product: polypeptide N-acetylgalactosaminyltransferase 7
Biological process (GO): protein O-linked glycosylation
Cellular component (GO): Golgi apparatus
Molecular function (GO): polypeptide N-acetylgalactosaminyltransferase activity
Source: RefSeq, a predicted model, not a curated record